Messenger RNA from Fusarium graminearum PH-1, 1221 nucleotides. RefSeq lists its product as uncharacterized. The record is from RefSeq and is a predicted model, not a curated record. Gene Ontology annotation, molecular function: ubiquitin conjugating enzyme binding; ubiquitin protein ligase activity; zinc ion binding. Bases 1 to 1221 code for a protein of 406 amino acids. Gene Ontology annotation, biological process: protein polyubiquitination; positive regulation of proteasomal ubiquitin-dependent protein catabolic process; ubiquitin-dependent protein catabolic process. The transcript has 2 exons. Gene Ontology annotation, cellular component: cytoplasm; ubiquitin ligase complex. NCBI's taxonomy places the organism in Eukaryota, Fungi, Ascomycota, Sordariomycetes, Hypocreales, Nectriaceae.
AUGACGGACGCUGAGCAUAUGCCUCCAACAUGCUGUACCGAUGAGCACAUCGAUCCGGAGCAUGUCGAUAAGCUUUUCGAUCCCGUCUUCAAAAAGAUAUGGAAUAAGAAAUUUGUGGAAGCCUCUUUCAAAAACAGGCUGUAUUGCCCGUCACGACGAUGUGGAGAGUGGAUUCGACCGAUCAAUAUCUACCAUGAUCGCGAUACGAAUCGAAAGGCUGCUCGCUGUGAUCGAUGCAACACAAAGGUUUGUGUGACUUGCAAUGGCAGAUGGCACUUUGCGGGCAAGUGUCCCCGGGAUGAUGAAACAGCCAAGUUUCUUGCACAAGCCAGAAGCGAGGGGCGGAAGAGGUGCAUCAAAUGCGGUGCUACAGCUCAAAUUAGAGAUGGCGAUAACCAUGCUUUGUGCCGAUGCGGUGCCGAAUUUUGCGUCGUUUGUGGAGAUAAACCCAAGAGAUGCGAAUGCCCGUGGUUCGACGCUGACGUCCCCGAGUCUGACCACGAAGAGAAAGCGAUUGCACGAAGGGAAAGAAGCGAAAUCCAAGUAUUCCGUGAAGGCAGCACUACAGAGGAGUCUCGGGGCCCCCGGCGGCCACGAGGAAAGCAGCCACGGCCUCAUGUCUACGAUGAAGAAAUUAUGUUACGUCAAGAGGACCGCGAAGAUGAACUGGUUCGCAGGCCUCGCUACUAUGCCAAAGACGACGAGUAUGAUAUCGUCGGUGCUCCAGAACCACCCACGUCCCAUUAUAUGGAAGAGAGUCCUAAGCGUUUAGGACGCAGAGUAGUUGGCGGCGCCCCUCCUUCUCCAAGCCAAGCAGAAUUCGAGAGAGGUUCUCGUGUCGGCAGGGGAGGCUACUACGGAGGACGCAUAGACAGGCGAAAGGUAGAGCGACACUCGGAAGAUCCGUACGACAUGGAACCUCCUGGCAUGAGGCCGCCGCCCAUGGGAAUGCCACCUCCGGUCAUGGAGGGAGGAUACCGCGGAGGAACGGGACCUCUAAUUGUGGAACGAGAUCCCAACACUUACGACGACGACGAUUCAUAUUACAGUCACAGCUCGCGUAGUCGAAAGGGCACGCGACGCAGCGACGUACGCAAGUCCUCAGAGCUAGCAGGACUUGCCGGACGCAACUCUGGCAUGGGACGAAUCGACGUUUGGCGGAAGUUUGUCGAGCCCGGUGAUCCGGAGGGUGAAUUGGGUCCGGCAGUAGCGGCAGCUUGA